Messenger RNA from Dioszegia hungarica, 1713 nucleotides. RefSeq names its product protein-vacuolar targeting protein. Gene Ontology annotation, biological process: protein targeting to vacuole; vesicle-mediated transport. Bases 1 to 1713 code for a protein of 570 amino acids. The transcript has 12 exons. Gene Ontology annotation, cellular component: fungal-type vacuole membrane; Mon1-Ccz1 complex. Lineage: Eukaryota; Fungi; Basidiomycota; Tremellomycetes; Tremellales; Bulleribasidiaceae. The record is from RefSeq and is a predicted model, not a curated record.
AUGUCUGCUCCAGAAGCAGACGCAGCGCGCGACAAUGCGCCCUCAGCGGCUCAGCUAGCCCUCCCCCCAACGCUCAGCCGAGCAACCUCCACCUCUGCCCUUUCCGUCGUUUCCGUCGAAUCAAGCCUUCAGAGCUCGCCUCGGCGCUUGCUUAGCUCUCGGACUCUAGCAGCGCUCCCUCAGCUGGUAGCACACGACGGAGGGCUAGUCAAGGCUGCCGAGGGGAGCGCAACGGGCACGCCGUCGUCUAGUCGUCCGAGCUCUCUGUUCGGGCUGGCGGUUGGAGGGAGUCCUCGUUCGACCCCUUCGAGGAAGGGCAAGGAGAGGGCGUUGCCGACUGACUUGGAAGGAGGGGAAGGGGCGGCUAACGUGGAGGUAGGAGCUGCUGAAGCACUCAGGCGGAUGAAGAGGGGGAAAGGCGGCAUAUCAGGUCCGAAAGAUGGCGGGCCUGAGGCCGAUAUAGUCGCUUACGAUCACGACCGGAUACGAAACACCCGCCAGUACUUUGUCCUCACUGACGCUGGAAAGCCUGUCUUUCAAUCACAUCCAGAGCUAAACGAGAACUCAGCUACUGACCUCUCGGGCGUGGCUCAGACCCUGAUCUCCAUCUUUGCAGGCGAGAACGACAAGAUCCGGUGCAUCAAUAGAGGCCGGCAUAGGAUAGCGUUCGUGCUCCGCUCUCCGCUGUACUUCUUCUGCGUGAGCGACUGGGGCGAACCGGAACAUAUAUUACGAAUCCAUCUCGAUUAUGUACACCUCCAGAUCUUGUCUGUGGUGACCUCGACCCAGCUGUCCAAGGCUUUUCAAAGACGGAGCAACUUUGACUUGAGCCGACUACUCGAGGGGACUGAGAACUUUCUACAUCACCUGAUAGAGGGCGCGCAGUACGACUUCAACUUCAUCACCUCUACUCUGCAGCCGCUGCGGAUGAACCCCGUCCUUCGUGAGGCGGCCGCAGCUUCGCUGAUACCGCCUGCCAAGUUUAGAGACCUGCUAUAUGUCCUCCUCAUAGCAGAUGGACAUAUCGUCACUCUUCUCCGCCCGAAGAAGCACUCCAUACACCCCUCAGAUCUGCACCUCUUGCUGAACAUGCUGGCCUCAUCCCAAUCCCUCCGAUCGACCGAGACCUGGAUCCCCAUCUGUCUUCCCAAGUUCAACCCCGCCGGCUUCGUACACGCCUACAUCAGCUACGUGUCCGCCAGCCUGGGACUGGUCUUCGUCAGCGCCGACCGGGAGGCCUUCGAGGAGCUUCGCGCAUGGCGAGCUAGCGUCGUCCAAACUCUGGAGAAGGAAAAGACGCUGCUCAAGAUUGAGCAGUCUAUCCCUCAACACUCGUAUGAUGUCUCGACCCUAGCCUGUCCAGGCUUGCUGCACUUUAUCUACAAGUCCCGACAGCUUGUGCAGAUUACGAUGCCGGAGUGGGCGGAGCCGUAUCAUACAGACGGGCAGGACAGGCGAAGAGUGAUCACGAUGUAUCAUCGCCUACAUGACGCGGUACAUGCUCGUUCGGGCCAGUCUGCGCCCUUGAAGCUUAUGUAUAUGCGCACGGAGCAUGAAGCGUAUCUAGCAUGGGUGACCAGACCAUUUGAGCUCUACAUGACUCUUUCUCCGACCUUGUCCAAGUCGGCGGCUGUAGCGGCUGCCAAUACGAUAGCGAAGUGGGUCGCGGCUGAGGAGGGGCGGAUCUUUCUAAAGGAUGCACCUGUGUUCUGA